Schistocerca cancellata (South American locust) is the source of this 6952-nucleotide messenger RNA. RefSeq names its product signal transducer and activator of transcription 5B (gene Stat92E). Gene Ontology annotation, molecular function: RNA polymerase II cis-regulatory region sequence-specific DNA binding; DNA-binding transcription factor activity, RNA polymerase II-specific. The coding region runs from base 242 to 2602 and encodes 786 amino acids. Gene Ontology annotation, biological process: regulation of transcription by RNA polymerase II; cell surface receptor signaling pathway via JAK-STAT; defense response. NCBI's taxonomy places the organism in Eukaryota, Metazoa, Arthropoda, Insecta, Orthoptera, Acrididae. The record is from RefSeq and is a predicted model, not a curated record. The transcript is spliced from 18 exons.
UGUUUUAACUUUUUUUGUAAUUCCUGGAACGUGCAGAUUGGUUGUGUCAUAUUUUCCAGGUACUGCUGGAUAGAGAAAGUUUAUUACUCAUCAGACCAGGAAAAACGACAAUUGCUUGAAAAGAGCAGUUGAACGUUUCGUUGGGGAGUGCAUUGUUUAUAUUUCUCGCUGAGGUCGAAUGCCCGUUUUUUAAUAAUAAUAAAGUAUUUUUGCGAUUCCGAAUUCUUGUACAAACUUCGUCAUGUCAGAUGACAGUAAUGAACGGCCUUCUUGUCGCUUUGAAGAGUCAAAUCGUUCAUCAGACGACAGCUCCAUGUCGUUGUGGACGAAAGCUCAGCAACUACAAGGCGAUGCGCUCCACCAGGUGCGCGCCGUUUAUGGAGAACACUUUCCAAUUGAAGUUCGACAUUUUUUGGCAGCAUGGUUAGAAGAGAAAAUGUGUUUUUUUUCUAGGACUGACAUAGACCCAGAAAAUCCCCAACAUGAGCAAUAUGUUGCCAGCCUUGUCAGUUCACUUAUUCAAGAACUGGAAAUGAAAGCAAACAGUAUGACUACAGAAGAGCUGUUUCUCACAAAACUAAAGCUAAUGGAGGCUGCAAAUACAUUUAGAGAAAGAUACAUGCAUAACCCCCGAAGGUUGUUUGAAAUAAUUCGAAAUUGUCUCAACACCGAAAUGAAGUUGGUGCAACAGGUAGGAAAUGCUAGCCUGGGCCGGGACUUGAUAAUGCCAUGUUUGCCAUUUACCCCAGAUCUUAAUACUGAAAUUGCUCAGCAGCUGGAUUAUUUGAGGAGACAGACCCAUGAAACAGGAGAAGAUCUGAGAAGGAUUGAGCAGGAGCAGGAAGCUUUUGCCCUGCAGUAUCAUGAAUGCACUAAAGUAAAUGCCCACUUACAACACAUACAAACACAGCAGAGAACUCCACAGAUAAUUGAAAUGGAGAAAAAGUUAAUGAAGCACAAAGAAACGCUAGAGCAGUUACUAAAUCAGAAGGUGGCAUCAAUGAUGCAACUAAGACUGACAUUUGUAGAUAAAUUGAAGGACACGAUAGAAAGUCACCUAACAAAAAUGCAAUCUAGAGUCCUGGAUGAAGAACUAAUUCGAUGGAAAAGGGAACAGCAGCUUCAAGGAAAUGGGGCACAUUUUAACAAUAACUUAGACAGCAUACAGGAGUGGUGUGAAAGUCUUGCUGAAAUUAUUUGGAUGAAUAGGCAACAAAUAAAAGAAGCCGACAGGUUAAAGCAGAAGUUUGACUUUGAUCCACCUGUGGUUUCUGAGAGACUGCUUCAUCUGAACACAGUCAUCACACAGCUUUUAUCAUCUUUAGUCACAAGCACAUUCAUAAUAGAGAAACAACCACCACAAGUUAUGAAGACAAACACACGUUUUACUUCUACAGUAAGGCUCCUUGUUGGAGGGAAGCUGAAUGUCCAUAUGACCCCACCUCAGGUGAGGGUGACAAUAAUAAGUGAAGCACAAGCCAAUGCACUUUUAAAAAGUGAUAAAGUUUCAAAAGGUGAUGCUAGUGGUGAAAUUCUGAACAACACUGGUACCAUGGAGUACCAUCAGGCUACGAGACAACUUUCUGUCAGCUUCAGAAAUAUGCAGCUUAAAAAAAUAAAACGUGCGGAGAAGAAAGGUACAGAAUCUGUAAUGGAUGAAAAGUUCUCAUUGCUUUUCCAGUCACAGUUCUCAGUUGGUGGUGGAGAGCUUGUAUUCCAGGUGUGGACUCUUUCCCUACCUGUUGUUGUGAUUGUUCACGGUAAUCAAGAACCUCAUGCACAUGCUACUGUUACUUGGGACAAUGCUUUUGCUGAACCCGGAAGAAUACCAUUUGCAGUACCAGAUAAAGUACCGUGGUCAAAAGUUUCAGAUGCUCUCAAUAUGAAAUUCAAAGCAGCUACAGGGCGUUUUUUGACAGAAGAGAAUCUCAGAUUUCUUGCAGAAAAAGCCUUCAGGAAUCCCCAAGUGGCAGACUACAGUGGUAUGCUGCUUAGUUGGUCACAGUUCUGCAAGGAACCACUUCCAGACAGAAACUUCACUUUUUGGGAAUGGUUCUUCGCUGUGAUGAAACUAACAAAGGAACAUUUAAGAGGCCCAUGGAUGGAUGAAACUAUAUUAGGUUUUAUUCGGAAAAGACAAGCAGAAGAAAUGCUUGCUGGACGUCCCAGUGGCACCUUCCUUUUACGCUUCUCAGACUCGGAACUUGGGGGUGUAACAAUUGCUUGGGUUGCAGAUCAAAAUGAUGUCUUUAUGCUGCAACCCUUCACCAGCAAAGACUUUGCAAUACGCAGUCUCGCAGAUAGAAUUUCUGAUUUGCAGCAUCUUGUAUAUUUGUAUCCUGACAUUCCUAAGGACCAGGCAUUUGGAAAAUAUUACACACCUUUUACAGAGAACCAACAACAGUCAAUUAAUGGAUAUGUGAAACCUCUAUUGGUGACUCAUGUCCCUGGUUGGGGUGGACCUGGUUCUGUAGGCAGCUACCCAGCAACACCACAGAUGUAUCCACAUUCUCCAGACCCCAGCAUCCCCCGAGAUACACCAUCAGUUGCCAGCGCUACCAGUGAGUCAGUCAGUAGUUUACAUACUGUGAUGGAUUUAUAAAAGGAUGUUUGCCAGUUUUACAUCCAUGACAUCAGACACACAGUGCAGCUGGCAAGGAGUGAUUGUAUAGUGGCAUAGACUGAAGUGUCGCCAAGAGAAUUCCGUAAAUUAUUUUAGGAUUAACUGCAGAAUGACAUAGUGGUGAUGCAGUUGGACAUUUUAUGCAUCUGAAUUGUUUUGUUGCAUUUAAAUUUUAACUUUUAUAUUAAAAUAUUUUGUAGAAUAGUAAAAUGUGCAUCUUGUCAUCAGUUUUUAUAUCAUUUUUCCUUUUUUCCUCAUUUUUCAAAAAGGCCUUUGUGUAUACAUUUUAUGACAUUAAAUUUUCAUUCCCAGUUUGAAAAGAUCUCUUAUUACUGUAUUAACUGAUGAUUGUAUUAGAAGUUCCUAAAAUGAAUAUGGGGACUGAUGUUUGUAAAUAACCCACUUUUGAACAUAUUUUGUCUACUUACAUGUACUAAUGAAACAUUGUCAUUACCGAGAAGUAAUCAAACUUACUGUGUUAAAUGUUGUGCAUGAUUUUGCAGCCUAAAUUUUCUGCAUUUGUAUGCAUACUACGUGUUUACCAGCCACCAGAAUUUUGGCUCAGUUUUGAAAUAUUCCUUUUUUCAUCUGUUUCAAUUGAGUCGUUAACGAUUGGGAAGUAAUUUGUUGACAGCAGCUGGAAUUUUGAUAGCUGCGAAGACAGACUUUUUUUACUGUAUUGUUAUGCUAUGUCAGUACCAUGUUUUUACAUUUUUUAGUAAAAAUUAAUUUGAAAUUGAUUCCAAGGCACAUGGCUGAAAAAUAAUAUGUUAUAUCUUCCCAGACUUCAUUUGCCCCUACAAGACAGCGGUCCAGUUCUCAUGAUGUAGGUGUUUUUUUUUUUUUUUGAGAGAGUGUAGGACAAUGCAGUUCUUUCAGCACUGUAGAAAUUGUCUCAGUUCUCAAAAUGGGGAAUCACCCUGUCCUACAUUUCUGUUUAUCACACCGUCCAAAAAUAAUGUUCAUUCUGAUUCCAUUAAGAAACAUACAGAUUUUCCUCUGUCAGUUUUUCUUUAUGACUUUGCCCCAAAUAUGUCGCAGUAACAUUUUUUACCAUUUCCCACCAUAUUACAUUAUCUUCAUAAAUGUCAGAUUUUUUUGUGUUAAAUGACUCCUUUCUCUCUGAGAAAUAGUAUAUGUCAUGUGUUGUGAUAGUAUGCAAUAAUUUUAAGGAGGCCUUCUCUCUUUAAUAUUAUUCAGAACUGGUAUCAUAUGUGAUGUUUAAAGGUUAGAUCUAAUUGUUUGUGUCAGUAAAAAAAUAAAAUCAUGCCCAUUCUCUGCCUAUUUACAUUUUGCACAACAUGAAUCAGACCCGAUUUGUUGUUCAGAGUAAUGCUGCUUCAGAUAUAUUUGAAGUUGCAUGUUUGGUUUUUCAGUGCUGUGGAUCAGAGACUAAUAGUUUUGGUUUCAUAAUCUUUCAUAAGUAUGUUGUAAAAACUGAAAAUUUGUAUUGUUUCAACAUUUGAAAGGGUAAGAGUAGGCAUAUCUGCUAGGUAUAUAUGAAAGUAAUCUUGCCUGUUGAUACAUGUUGUGUGAAAUGAACUGAUAAAAUGGUUACAGUUGUUUUUGAUUGUCAUAGUGUCUUCUCAUUGUGUAUGUCUAUAAGAUGUAAUGUUGUGCUGUCACUGACAUUUUCAUAAACAUUAUUCUAUAUUGUGUAAAUAUUUUUGUAACUAUAGAAUGUUUAAUGUGCGUUGUUUUGUUGUGAGUUGAUAGUUGUAACUUGUCAGGUAUCAGUGAUACCUCAGAAGUUUUAACAAAAUUUUAUUAAAGAAAAGAUGCAAAAUAGAAAUAAAGGAAAAAAGAGAACAGGGUAAGUGCGGGAGCAAAACAUGUAUUGUACUUAGAAUUUUUAUUAUUAUAUUGUUUAUAAUAAUAAUGUUUAUCGAAUGAUAUAUGGCAGUAGAAGAAAGAUGUGUAGCUUAGGUAUAUUUGUCUUUCAUGAAAUUUUUGAAAAUUUUAAAAGAAAAUAAAAUAAUACUUUAAUCACAUCAGUAUUUGUGGAGCAUUUAAAGUGAUAUUGACGGUGUUUAUAAUCUAUUUCAAAUUGAAUUCUGAGAAAGCUAACUUUGCAGGAAUGUGUGUACUGUCUUUAAUAACUGGGGUGUGUUUUAUGUGUGAGGAGGUAAAUAAUUAAUGCUUAGUUUAAUAUAGUUGAUGAUUUUCACAAAUUAAAUAUCAAAUUCUUUUGCAUCGAUGUAAUGUGAACUUGUCAAUUCUCACUAGCACCUAACAGCUGUAUUAUGUAAUAAAGACUUCCUUUUUCGUAUGUCAAGAAGUACAGCCACAUAGGAGAGGUCACUGUUCCCACAAGAAUAAUUGAGUAUAUGAAUAUUUCCACGAUUAUUUAGGUUCCUUGAGCAGUAAUCUAAUGUAUGUAUGGUGUCAGAAAUAGCCAUUCUUUUACUCUCCAUCAAGCUACAUGUGAAUUUACUUGUUGCCUUCCACUACCCUACCACUCUGUCCACACACACACACACACACACACACACACACACACACACACCAUCUUCUUCCUUGCCCUUGUUUGGAACACCCCCUCCCUCUCUCUCUCUCUCUCUCUCUCUCUCUCUCUCUCUCUCUCUCUCUCUCUAGCCUCUUUAGUUGCAGUAUUCAAAGUGCUGUACAAGGUUCAUCAUGCAUUAAUUGAAACUUUCCAAUAGACCCAGGUUCUCCUCGGAAUGUGAUGGGAAACUGAAUGCAAUUUUUGAAGAGAGUUUGAAACUUUGCUUUCUGCUCUCUGUAUAAGUUUUGCUACCUUCUUACUAAUAUAUUUCUUCGUACUUUGUGCAUGACAACAAAUAAAUAGUCUGGUGACCAGUGAGUGCAAGAUGUAUGCAAUAUUCAGAACUUGUUAGCAGUGGUUUUCUUUUCAUAAGCUGCUUUUAGUUCUGAUGAAGUUGUUUCUGAGAUUACAGUUGAAGACUGUAUAUUUGCCUGUGCUGAGUUUUUCCUAUUUCUAUGAUGCUGUGAUGAUGCAGUAUAAUUAUAAUGUAGUUUGCAGUAAUUACACAGGGAUUUAAGCACUGGCUGCUGCUUUCCUGAUACCUUAAGAAUGCUUGAUACACGUGCUAUGAACAUACAGAUUGUUAAAUUCCACAUGAAGUUUAAUGGCCUGUUGAGGUGAACAUCCUAAUUGGAUAAGUUGUUGAAGAAUCUGUAUUCACUAUAGUAACAACGUUAACAUCUCAGAUGAUUUCUUCAGGUGCAACUGCUGGUAUCCUGAAACACUGGUUACAUACAUUGUUAAUGGUAGUCCAUUAGUGGAUUAGAUUUCUUUGAGUGGACAAGUGGGUUUCUUAAUAUGAGAUACUAUUGUCUGAUGUGGCUGAAGUAGGUACCACACAAUUUAAACUGAAAGGAGAAUCAAUUUGUACAAGUUGUGCAAGACCACAUGAUGUCUCAUUCAGGUGGCAUCAACUUAUGAUCAUAACUAGUUUUUUUAUUGUAAUUUUGGAGCAUAUCUACAAAGCUGCUCUCAAUCAUUGCUCGUCUGUGUGAUACAUAUACUUUGUUUCUUUCAGAUAGUGAAAGUAUGGGUUUAAUUUUUUCCUUUGAUUGGAUGUACUUAUUGUAAUCAGUAAAUGAAGAUUUUUUGGACCUUCAUAUAAGUGUUUGCAUGCUUUCAGUUUCUCUUUGUUGAUGCAGUGCAUAUGGGAAGACAAUAUAUAUUAUUGAGUAAUUGGAAUUGUGAAUUCAUAUUGCAAAAACACUAGGAGUAUUUCAGGAGAACUUAUAUUUUGUGUGUUGUAGUGAACCUAAAUUCAUUUGCUUCAGGAUUCCUUUCUCUGUACACAUUUAUUUGUGCUCUCUAACAAAUUCUUACAUUGCUCGUUGUCAUAAUCGUGUUUCAUCAUACUCGUGUUUCAUCAUUACUUAUGUCUCCCAUCAGAGUGAUGAAUAAAGCCCUUUCAUUUUUUGAGUUUGUUGAUCUUGAUAAUAGGACAUUAUUCCUUUAACAUGUGCAGUGCUUUGCCACAGAUAGGGCUAUUAAUUAGUCUUUGCAUUGAGACUAGAUAUGCAAGUAAUAAGAUGAAUGAUUUCACUGAUGAUUUUUAUGUGUCAUUGGUACUUAAAAAUGUUCGUUUAGAUGCUUUUAGAUAAGAGAACCACAGAGAACUAUAAAUGGAAAGGCCAUUUUACCAGUGAUUAGUGUUUGGUGUAAUUAUGUUGCAUAUGAUAAGAAAUAUGUCUCUCAGUGUUUCAUAGUGUGAGUAGCAGCUUACAGAAAAACAUUCCGUAUCUUGUACACCUACUGGAUGUUGAUCCCUCUGUUGGACUUGCAUAGUAGGAAAGGGACCCCCCUCCCCUUUUUGUUAUAUAAAUUAU